Elgaria multicarinata webbii is the source of this 2460-nucleotide messenger RNA. Its product is annotated as protocadherin beta-16-like. Gene Ontology annotation, cellular component: plasma membrane. Gene Ontology annotation, molecular function: calcium ion binding. The transcript has a single exon. Gene Ontology annotation, biological process: homophilic cell-cell adhesion. The coding region runs from base 31 to 2460 and encodes 809 amino acids. The record is from RefSeq and is a predicted model, not a curated record. Lineage: Eukaryota; Metazoa; Chordata; Lepidosauria; Squamata; Anguidae.
AAUUUGAAAUUGAAAACAGAGUUCUGAACCAUGGAAACUUUUUUCAGGAACAAACAAGGUCUGUAUCUUUUGAUUUUUUUCUGUCUUUUGGGAACAAUGUGUAUGUCAAUUCACUAUUCUGUGCCUGAAGAAAAGAAAAGUGGAUCUCUGGUGGCUAAUGUGUUGAAGGAUUUGAAACUAGGAAUAGGGGACUUCUCUGCUCGCAGAGCCCAGCUGGUUUCCAAAAGUACUAAGCAAUAUUUCCACCUUGAUACCCACUCUGGGAAUUUGUUCAUAAAUGAUAAAAUAGACCGAGAAGCUCUUUGUGGCAAGACUGAGCCUUGCUUACUACUGUCUCAAAUUGUGUUGGACAAUCCCUUAGAGGUCUACAGUGUUGAACUUCAAAUACAAGAUGUGAAUGAUAAUUCCCCCAAAUUCUCUAAAACUGAAUUUGAGCUGGAAAUUCCUGAGAAUGUUCCUAUAAAUACGCGAUUCCCCUUGGAAUCUGCCCAAGAUGAGGACCUGGGAGAAAAUAGCAUCCAAAACUACACACUCAGCCCCAAUGAGCAUUUCUGGCUUGAUGUGCAAAGGAACAAGGACGGAAGGGAAAAUGUGGAUCUUGUUCUAGAGAGGCCACUAGACAGAGAAAAGGAGCCACACUUUGGACUGACUCUCACAGCCGUUGAUGGAGGGAUGCCACAGAGAACAGGCACAGUUCAAAUAAACAUUAAUGUUCUGGAUAUUAAUGAUAAUUCUCCUGAGUUUAUUCACUCUGAAUAUAUAGUAAGCUUAAAGGAAAACAGUCCUCGGGAUACCCUGGUCUGCAAAGUGGAAGCCAGAGAUUUAGAUUUUGGUUCAAAUGCGCAGAUCUCCUACUCAUUCCAUCGGAUGCAUGAAAAAAUAUACAAUUUGUUUCAUUUAAAUGAAAUUACUGGAGAAAUCAGUGUAUUGGGAGAGAUGGAUUAUGAAAAGGAAACCAGUUAUGACAUGAAUAUCAAAGCAACAGAUGGUGGGGGUCUUUCUGGGCACUGCAAGGUCCUAGUAGAGAUUGAGGAUGUGAAUGACAAUGCCCCAGAGGUAUCAGUCAUAUCCCUUGCAAACAUCAUACGAGAAGAUUCUCCACUGGACAAAGUGGUGGCCAUCUUCAGCAUCACAGACCAGGACUCUGGGGACAAUGGCAAAGCUGUCUGUUCCAUGGAGAUAAACCUUCCCUUUGUGUUAAAAGUCACUGUGAACAAUUAUUACCAGCUUGUGAUCCAAAGUCCCCUGGACAGAGAGAAAGUCCCCGAAUAUAAUAUUACUAUCACAGCCAUUGAUCGGGGCUCUCCCAGGCUCACUUCAACAAAAAUGAUUGAUGUUCACAUUUCAGAUGUCAAUGACAACCCUCCAGUAUUUCAAAAGCCUUUUUAUGAGAUGCAGAUUCAAGAAAACAAUAUUCCAGGUAUGCUAAUUGGCUCAGUCCAUGCUGUUGAUUUGGACAUGGAACAGAAUGCCAAAGUGACUUAUUCCCUGUUGCCUGGGAAGGUUGGUGAUGGUCCUGUCACCUCUUACGUCUCCAUCAGCUCUGAAACUGGAAAUGUGUAUGCCCUCAGGUCUCUGGAUUAUGAGCACAUAAAAGAUUUCCAAGUUACAGUGAGGGUGACAGAUGGCGGUUCUCCUCCACUGAGCUCAGAAGUUCUUAUCCAAAUCAGUGUUACAGACGAAAAUGACAAUGCUCCCUUCUUCCUCUAUCCCCUUCAGAACAGCACAACCACCUGCAAUGAGCUGAUGCCCAAGUCAGGGGAGGCUGGGUACCUGGUCACCAAGGUGGUGGCCGUGGAUGGCGAUUCUGGUCAAAACUCUUGGCUUUCAUAUGAACUGCUGAAGGCCACAGACCCCGGCCUCUUCAGCAUAGGAGCCCAGAAUGGAGAAGUGAAAACCAGGAGACCAUUGAAUGAGCGGGACACCAACAAACAGAGGCUUGUUAUUCUGGUCAGAGACAAUGGGCUCCCUCCACAGUCCAGCACUGUGACUCUCAACAUACUUCUGGUGGAUGGCUUCUCCGAUCCCUAUCUGAAGACGGUGGAUGUCAGUCAACAAGAACACGAAGAAGAUGAGACCUUGACCGUGUACUUGGUGAUCUGCCUGGCUGCAGUUUCAUUGGUGUUCCUGGUUUGUAUUAUCGCCUUUGUUAUCAUCAAAAUCUACAAGAAAGGUUCCAGAGAAACCUUUAUCCCUGCACCUCCUCCCUUCCCACCUACCAGACCUGAGUUCCCAGAGAAUUGUUCUGAUUCUCAGAGUGGGUCACUCUCCAGGACUUACCACUAUGAUGUUUGCUUGACUGGUGGAUCCUUAAGCAGCGAGUUCAGAUUUCUCAGGCCUCUCAUUCCUGUUUUUUCUGUGGGGGACCCCAACAUCCCUGUGCACCACAGGGCGUCUUCUGGUUCCCAAGAUAUUAUGCAGCAGGUUGACAAUAAAGAAUCAAAAGAACAGGUGAGAUGA